Camellia sinensis is the source of this 1094-nucleotide messenger RNA. Its product is annotated as pathogenesis-related thaumatin-like protein 3.5. The record is from RefSeq and is a predicted model, not a curated record. Lineage: Eukaryota; Viridiplantae; Streptophyta; Magnoliopsida; Ericales; Theaceae.
AACUUAUAUUAUAAACCCGCUUUCCCUCUGCCUCAACUCUCAACCAAGAGAGAGAGAGAGAGAGAGAUGGCAUCAUAUCAGAGCAUGUUAUUAUCAGUUUUUUUGUUAAUUGUAAUUCUAGUUUCAUCGGAGCCAAAAGUAUCCGAAUCAGCUAGAAUUUUCACUCUAAUAAACGAUUGCAAGGAGACAAUUUGGCCUGCAAUCACCCCAGGAGAGAACUUCAAUGGUGGUGGUUUUGCAUUAAAAUCAGGUCAAUCUAUUGUGUUAACUGCCCCAGUUGGCUGGAGCGGUCGAAUUUGGGGUCGAACUGGUUGCAACUUCGAUAAGAAUGGCAAUGGGAUGUGUCAAACCGGUAGAUGUGGUACAUCCCUCAAGUGCACGGCCUUCGGUGAACCCCCUGCUACGUUUGCCGAAUUUACCCUCGCCACACUUGAUUUUUACGAUGUUAGCCUUGUCGAUGGCUUCAACAUACCGUUGGCAGUGAAAACCAUUAAUGGAAAGGGAAACUGCACCACUACAGGAUGUGACGCGGACUUGAGGCCUACUUGUCCACCGGAGCUCGCCGUUAAGGCCAAUGGGAAGACUAUAGCGUGUCGGAGCGCGUGCGAAGUGUUCGAAACUGAUGAGUAUUGUUGUAGGGGUGAACCUACAUAUUACUCGAAGAAAUUCAAGGCAGCAUGCCCUACGGCUUAUAGCUAUGCUUAUGAUGAUCCUACUAGUAUUUUUACAUGCUCAGCAGCAGAUUAUAUUGUCACAUUUUGCUCAUUCAGGAACCAAACUGUGCACAUAUCACAACCCGCAAGCUCAUUUGCAGUGGAUCAAACGGCUUUAAAUCGUUGAUCUGAAAAUGGUGGUACUUGAUGCUUGGAUUGCCACUGAUUAUUCACUUUUGGAUGACUAUUCAGCAGAAGCUCCUAAGGUCUUUUGCUUUUAUUUUUUGCUUUUUGUAAAUAUAAUUUUUUUUAAAGGUUUAUUUAUUUAUUUAUUUCGGAAGGGGCCUUCUGUUUAACAGCAUCAGUGCUCCAAAUGAUUGUACAUAUGAAUCUGAUUAUUUAACUUUGUUUUUGUUCAAAAUUGAUCAAUUACAAUUACUA